Molecule: messenger RNA, 963 nt
Organism: Fusarium vanettenii 77-13-4
Lineage: Eukaryota; Fungi; Ascomycota; Sordariomycetes; Hypocreales; Nectriaceae
Exons: 2
Coding region: 1-963 (320 amino acids)
Biological process (GO): L-valine catabolic process
Cellular component (GO): mitochondrion
Molecular function (GO): 3-hydroxyisobutyrate dehydrogenase activity; NADP binding; NAD binding
Source: RefSeq, a predicted model, not a curated record
AUGACAGAGUCACUCAAGCUCGGCUUCGUAGGCCUCGGAGCCAUGGGUCUUCCAAUGGCCUCAAAUCUCAUCUCCAAGGCUCCUGGAGAUUCGACUCUUUUUGUCUACGACAUUCUUGAGGGUUCCAUGAACAAAUUGGCUCGGAAACACCCCAAAUCAGUUGAACUUUGCCGCUCGCCGAGAGAGGUGGCUCAAAAAGCUGAAAUAAUCUUUACCAUGCUUCCAGAAGGAUCUCAUGUUCGUGCUGUAUAUCUGGACCCCACGACUGGCAUCUUGCACCCUGACCUGUCUGCCCGCCUGCUUGUCGACUGCUCCACCAUCGACACCAAAACUUCACUGGAUGUUGCCAAUGAGGUUCAAAGCCAAAAGUCCAAGCCGGCCUUUUACGACGCUCCCGUAUCGGGAGGGACUUUAGGUGCGGAAGCUGCCUCGCUGACCAUCAUGGUCGGAUGUGCCGACGAUGGCUCGGAUGAACAGUUUCACCUACUGAAUGGGUUGCUGAGUCUGAUGGGUAAGACAGUCAUUGCUUGUGGCGGACUGGGAAUGGGCCUUACAGCGAAGCUCUGCAAUAACUACUGUUCUGGUUUGAUCUCUCUUGCUACUGCCGAGGCCCUUAAUAUUGGCAUGCGGUCAGGCAUGGAUCCACGGGUGCUAGCACGCAUCUUUGCCACCAGCACGGCGCAAAGCACCAUUUGCGACAAAUGGAACCCGGUGCCCAAUAUCUGCCCCGAUGCUCCUUCGAGUAAGGGGUACGCUGGAGGUUUCAAGGUCCAGUUGAUGGCCAAGGACUUUGGUCUGGCUGUUGCAGCCGCCAACGGGGUUGGCGCAAAGAUGCUACUCGGUAACGCGGGGCUGGAGGCGUACAGGGGAGCCAGCCAGGACGAAAGCUGCAAGGACUUGGACUCGAGGGUCUUGUUUAGAUACAUUGGGGGCCAGGAGGACUGGGAUGAGAAAUCCUCGUGA